CAUGAAGUUCCUCGCUGUCGGCCUGGCGUCCCUAACGCUUACCUCCGCCGUCUCAAUCGCGCAAAAAGCCAACUACGACGGCUACCAAGUAUACCGCGUGAACGUAGGCUCAGACCGCUCCAAGCUUAGCGAUAUCGUUAGCAGCCUUAAGCUCUCAACAUGGAAGGGCAAGGUCGAAACUAGCGACGUCGUCGACGUAAUGGUGCCGCCAUCCCAACUCUCCGACUUCAAACAAUCUACCGAAACGCUUAACACCAAACUCAUGCACGAAAACCUUGGCGCCUCUAUCUCCGAAGAGACAAAAUUCCACGUCUAUGCAUCCGGUGCAGCUCCAAACUCGACAUGGUGGGAUUCCUACCAUUCCAUUGCCGACCACACACAAUUCCUUAAAGACCUAGCUGCCGCAUAUCCGGACAAUUCUGAAAUCAUCAGCGCUGGAAAGUCCCUUGAGAACCGGGACAUCACGGGAAUCCAUAUCUGGGGAAGCGGGGGAAAGGGUUCGCAGAAGGGUGUGGUUUGGCAUGGAACUGUGCAUGCGCGAGAAUGGAUUACUACUAUGGUGGUUGAAUACGCAGCAUACACGCUUCUCGCAUCAACGGACGCCGCGGAUAUGGCCUUCAAGGACAAAUACGACUUCUACAUCUUUCCGAUUGUGAAUCCAGAUGGCUUUGCGUACACGCAGACUAACGACCGCAUGUGGCGUAAGAACCGCCAAUCCACCUCAUCUGCUAGCUGUGUCGGACGAGACAUCAACCGCAACUGGCCGAAUCAGUGGGCGCAAGACGGAGGCGCUAGCACGCAGCCCUGUGCACAAGACUACAAGGGACAGGCGGCAGGCGAUGGUGUUGAGACUAAACAAUUAAAAGCUCAAAUAGAUAGUGUGGCGGCUGGAAAGGGCGUCAAGAUGUACAUGGAUUUCCACUCGUACUCGCAGCUCUUUAUGUACCCAUACGGUUACACCUGCAGCGGCACAAUCCCCAACUCCGCGACCUAUGACAAACUAGCCCGCGGCGCAAUCGCCGCCAUCAAAGCUGUCAACGGCGUCUCCUUCCAACCUGGUCCCAUCUGCACUACCAUCUACCAAGUGUCCGGUGAUUCUGUAGACUACGCGUACCAAGUGGCAGGCGCCGAGUUUUCUAUGACGGUGGAGUUAAGGGACCAGGGGACUUAUGGGUUCGUAUUGCCGACGAAUCAGAUUCGCCCGAGUAGUUUGGAGAUGUGGGCGGGGUUGAAGUAUGUUUUGGGGAAUAUGUGAUGGGAGGGAAGGGGAAGGGUGGAUGGGAGUUUGCAUUCUUGGAGUAGGCUGG
Molecule: messenger RNA, 1307 nt
Organism: Lindgomyces ingoldianus
Lineage: Eukaryota; Fungi; Ascomycota; Dothideomycetes; Pleosporales; Lindgomycetaceae
Exons: 4
Biological process (GO): proteolysis
Molecular function (GO): metallocarboxypeptidase activity; zinc ion binding
Source: RefSeq, a predicted model, not a curated record